AUGGUGGUUUGCUUUCCGUCCACGCCCAAGAGGUUGGCUAUGACAAUAGGAUGCUUCAUUUCUGCUGCUGCUCUUUUUGCUUUUGGUGCUCAUAUCUCUUAUGUCAAUGUUGCCCCGCAACAAGCUCGAACCAAAGCUCGAAAUGAGUUUGUGAGGGAACGGCUGAAACAGAAGUAUGGCAAAUGA
Prunus armeniaca (apricot) is the source of this 186-nucleotide messenger RNA. Lineage: Eukaryota; Viridiplantae; Streptophyta; Magnoliopsida; Rosales; Rosaceae. The record is from the annotation of a GenBank genome assembly.